Molecule: messenger RNA, 6087 nt
Organism: Sinocyclocheilus anshuiensis
Lineage: Eukaryota; Metazoa; Chordata; Actinopteri; Cypriniformes; Cyprinidae
Gene: vcanb
Product: versican b
Exons: 15
Coding region: 255-5468 (1737 amino acids)
Biological process (GO): cell adhesion; glial cell differentiation; central nervous system development
Cellular component (GO): synapse; perineuronal net
Molecular function (GO): hyaluronic acid binding; calcium ion binding
Source: RefSeq, a predicted model, not a curated record
CAGGAUGCAUCAGAUUCUUUUUUGGGUGGGCACUUUCUGCCCCUCCUCUGGAAACUGACGAAAUCAUGGGUGGACAUGGAAUUUGAACUUGCUGCCGGCUCAUGUCUCCAGUCUUUCCGUGGCCGCCAGGGAAAGAAAGAGCACUGAAGUCUGCUGCUCACUAUUGGAGCAUCAGAGAUAUUUGCGCUUUUUUGUGAAGGGUUGCAUUUGGAGAAUCAGGAAUAGCCAAGACUGCCUACAGGAAAAAAACUGAGAUGUUAUUGGACGUUAAGCACAUCCUCUGGUUGGUCUGUGCCUGCAGCGCUGCUGUAACCAAAGAUGACUCCGCUCGUAGGAUGAGGGUGGAGAGGAGUUCUCCGGUGAGGGGCUCGCUGGCGGAGCAGGUGGUCCUGCCCUGCUAUUUCUCCAUCCUCCCGCCUCCUACCGGCAGCUCCAGCACCUCCACCACUGCAGCCACGGCCUCCAGCGCCCACCCGGACCUGCUCCGCAUCAAGUGGACUAAACUUGUGGGCAAUGAGGAAAUCAUAGUGAUUGUGACCCAGAAUGGGUUCCUCAAGAUCGGGCCGGAGUUUAAAGGCAGGGUAUCGAUUCCCAGCCACUUUGAAGAUGUGGGCAACGCGUCUCUGACCAUAGAGAGGCUCAGGGCCAGUGAUGCGGGCGCUUACCGCUGCGAGGUCAUGCACGGCAUCGAAGACACCCAAGAGUCCGUCUCCCUGAAUGUCAACGGUGUUGUGUUUCAUUACCGCUCCAGCACCGGUCGCUACACUCUAGAUUUCGAGCGCGCCAAGCAGGCCUGCAUUGAUGUGGACGCCACCAUCGCCACGGCAGAGCAGCUUCAUUCAGCCUACGAGGACGGAUUUGACCAGUGCGACGCCGGAUGGCUGGCCGACCAAACCGUCAGAUACCCCAUAACCAGGCCGCGUGAAGGCUGCCACGGCGAUAUGAUACUGAGGCCAGGAGUCAGGUCAUACGGACUCAGAAAUUCCUCUGAAACGUAUGAUGUGUACUGCUAUGUAGGAAAACUGCAGGGUGAGGUGUUUUUCACUGCUGCUGAUGCUAGGAUGACUCUAGCUGAAGCCAGGGAGGAGUGCGAGAGACAGGACGCAGUUUUAGCGUCUCCAGGUCACCUGCAUGCAGCCUGGAGGGCCGGCUUGGACCGCUGUGACUUCGGCUGGCUGUCUGACGGCAGCGCCCGCUACCCCAUCUCUCUACCCAGACAGCAGUGCGGCAGAGGACAGCUGGGCGUGAGGACUAUGUACCGCUUCCUCAACCAAACUGGAUUUCCCUUACCGAGCGAGAAGCUGGGAGCUUUCUGUUUCAAAGGAUGGGAUCCCACAACUGUACCCCCAGCUGGACCCACAACACCUCCGGUUCUCAUAGACAGCCAUCUAAUCUCUUCCCUUAAAGCAGUCUCUUCUAUGCCAGCCCAUGGCACCACAGAAGAGCCACCAUACAUGUUCUCUGCAAGCAUGGCUCCACGUGACAGAGGCACUCCUGAAGUGUAUCCCUCUGCUAAAGCCAUUGCUGUUGUACCAACUGAAGCUGAGAGAAAUUUGGAUAUGGAAACCACAACAUUUAAUGACUAUGAAGACAAAGACAGCUCCUUGGUGCAAGGGGUACCCCAUAGUGUAGAUAACUACUUUGCUGUCCAGUUACCCUCAGCUACACCUACCACACCUGAAAUGCCACAUUAUUCAGAUUCAGUCUCUUCUAUGCCAGCCCAUGGCACCAGAGAAGAGCCACCAUCCAUGUUCUCUGCAAGCAUGGCUCCACGUGACAGAGGCGCACUUGAAGCGAAUCCCUCUGCUGAAGCCAUUGCUGUUGUACCAACUAAAGCGGAGAGAGUUUCGGAUAUGGAAACCACACCAGUCCCUACUACACCUGAAAUGCCCCAUUAUUCAGAUUCCUUCUUCUCUAUCCAGAUUCAACGUCAGCCCACCGCAGGGAACAUGCAUCCUGGGUUGGAAACUCCGCAUGGGGGAGACAAUGAUGUGGAGGGUAGCAGCAGUGGUGACAUGGAUACUUCUGGGAGUGUGAUUCCUACUUCACCUGUGUUUACUACAGACUUGCAAGGAGAUCCAGACAAGCCAAAAAUUGUGUACAAAGAGGAUGAAACCACAGCAAACAUGACUGAAGGAAGUCUUGACUUGGCUGAGUCCACUUUGCUAACCCCAGAUUUAAGUAAAGUGAACUUGCACAGCCAACAGAUUGAUGCCAAGAAGGACGAUGACUUUCCACUGGGCAUCAAUGUGUUCAUAUACAACAUUACGCAGAGAAAUCAAUCAGUUGAUGCUUUUGAUACUAAAGCACUUGAUGCUAUUCUAAAAUUCCUUGGAGAACCAGGGCUUUCUACUCCACUUAUAACGGCUGGUGAAAGUGAGCCACCUUUAGGCAGUGGAGACCUUAUAGGUGAAACAUCAGCUUCUGUUACCAUCACGCCAAAAGUGAGUUUCAUUAACGGAAAGCACGAGUUGACUCUGAAACCAGACACUGACCAAACUCAGGAGGCUAGAGGAGACCAGUUUGACACUGCUAUCCCACCAACAGAAAAAAACAUCCCCGAUGAUGAGAUAGAAAUACUUACGGAGGAUGCUGAAGGCACCACAUCUUCCCCUGAAACAGACGAAUCUGGCUCAACAACCAGAAGCCAAACUGAGCCUCAUUUCUCAACAAAGAGCUUGGAAAGUAUAACCAUGACAGAGCUGCCCACAUUUUCAACCAAAUCUCCAAGCCAGGAAAUGACCCCACAAGCCAUAUCAUUAAGCAUGCACGAAGAAGGUUCGGGGAUGCGCACAACAGAUGAUGAUGAGGAACUGACCGCCUUGGAAGGUUCUGCGGAUGACACACUUCCAACAACUAAUGACCCAUUUGUGGUGGCUACCGACGAGACUGAAAUAGCUGAAACAGAGAAGACUACACCGGCAUUUGGGGUUGACUGCAAUACCAAAGGACCAAUUGUUACAACUCCAGAAGCCAGUACUGUAGAAAUGAAGACAACAGAGAACAGAAAAAUGAAACCAGAAACAGAAGAUUUUGAAGGCUCAACCUCCACUGAAGACGAGGGCUCGGGACAAGAUAUAUAUGCAACAGAAGAAUCAAAACACACAACUUUAUCUCCAUCUUUCACUGUUUCAUCUCACAGCUUUACAAGUUCCUUAACAAGUGCUUAUCCCAAAGAGCCAAGGCAACCUGUUAGUUUAGUUUUGCCCAGUAUACAGCCUACGAUUCGGGUGGUUUCAACUUUUCAAACAGAGGCAAUCUCAGAAGAAAGCACUCCUUAUAUUACACACUCUGAGAAAGACCAAGACACAAGUACAACUAAGAGUCCUUUAUUGGUGCCUGAGAUUGAAAAAGAUGUAAGUACAAUCUGCACCAUCUCUGAGGACAUCAGCUCUGGUGAUCAGCCAACUGAAGCAUUCUCAAAACAACCUUUCUCUGCAACUACUGUUCCAUCCCUUCUCAUUCAACAAACUGAAGAAAUGAGCGUUGGUGCAUAUGAUGAAGCAACUAAAGUAUUUGAAGGUUCUGCAGAAGACACAGCACCAUUGAUUUUCACUAGUGUCCAAACCCAAACAAAAUUCACUACCCAAAGUUCAGAAACCACCAUUCUGCCCACGGAUAGUCUUAGAGCAGUAAUGUCUUCCUCCCAAGAAACUGUUCUAAUCCAAAAAACACCUUCAGAAGAGGCAACCACCUCAGUGCAGUCAUCAGGGACUUCAGGCUCCCAAGAAACUGAUUUAAUCCAAGAAUCACCUUUAGAAGAGACAACCACCUCAGUGCAGUCAUCAGGGAAUUCAGGCUCCCAAGAAGCUGAUCUGAUCCAAAAAUCACCUUCAGAAGAGACAACAACCAAAGUGCAGUCAUCAGGGACUUCAGGCUCCCAAGAAACUGUUCUGAUCCAAGAAUCCCCUUCAGAAGAGACAACCACCUCAGUGCAGUCAUCAGGGACUUCAGGCUCCCAAGAAACUGAUCUAAUCCAAAAAUCACCUUCAGAAGAGACAACAACCUCAGUGCAGUCAUCAGGGACUUCAGGCUCCCAAGAAACUGUUCUGAUCCAAGAAACACCUUCAGAAGAGACAACCACCUCAGUGCAGUCAUCAGGGACUUCAGGCUCCCAAGAAAGUGAUCUAAUCCAAAAAUCACCUUCAGAAGAGACAAUCACCUCAGUGCAAUCAUCAGAGACUUCAGAAGAGAUAACACAAGAAAUAUCACUUUCUACAUUUGGAUUCUCAAUGGAGAAGCCUCUCACCUCAUUUACCCAAGUUUCCAGUUAUCCCACCACCAGUGUUGCUACAGACUUAAAUGUGAAAGAGCCAGUUCAGGUCUUGGAUAGGGCAACUACUUCUGCUACAGAAGACGUUUUCACCACCCCCAAAGCCACAAGUACUGUGGCAUUUGAAGAGAAUGUUGUAGAUUAUGAAGAUGUGGCGGGUCCCUCAAUUGUUGAAGGACAACCACCAUCCAGGGAAGAGUUCACCACAAGAAAACCAGAAGUCUGGAGAGAUUCCAGCUACACUGUUGAGAGCCAUAUGGAGGAUUUGCAAGGUCUCACACUUUGCUUUGUCAGUGUGUGUGAAAAUGGUGGAACUUGCUAUUCUAAUGGAAAAGGAAACACAUGUUUCUGCAUGCCUGGAUACAGUGGGGAACAUUGUGAAAAUGACGUUGACGAAUGCCAGUCAAACCCUUGUCGCAAUGGUGGAACAUGCAUUGAUGGGUUAAACUCUUUCAGUUGUGUCUGUCUGCCCAGCUAUUCAGGACCCCUCUGUGAGCAAGAUACGGAGGUUUGUGACUUUGGCUGGAACAAGUUUCAGAGCCACUGCUAUAAGUACUUCACACACCGGCGGACAUGGGAAGCAGCGGAAAGAGAGUGUCGUCUGCAGGGCGGUCACCUCACCAGCGUCCUGUCCCAUGAAGAGCAGCUCUUUGUUAAUCGUUUGGGACAUGACUAUCAGUGGAUCGGACUGAAUGAUAAAAUGUUUGACAAUGAUUUCCGCUGGACUGAUGGACACCCUAUGAACUGGAGAGUGGGUCAGCCAGACAGCUUCUUCUCCACAGGCGAGGACUGCGUUGUGAUGAUCUGGCAUGCGAGCGGCCAGUGGAACGACGUGCCGUGCAAUUACCACCUGACCUUCACCUGCAAGAAGGGUACAGUGUCCUGCGGUCAGCCUCCUGUCAUAAAGGACGCCCAAAUCUAUGGCAGCAUGAAGGCACGCUAUGAGAUCAACUCUCUGGUCAGGUACCACUGCAAGGACGGCUUCAUCCAAAGACACGUUCCCACUAUCAGAUGCCGAGAAGACGGCCACUGGGACAAGCCCAAAAUCACAUGCUUGAAUCCAUCUACCUACCAGAAGAUGUAUGCACACAAAUAUCAAAACAAUAACUAUUACAACAACAGUAAGAUACGCUAUAGCGAGUCGACGCAGUACCGUCAUGUCUGGUCAAAAACAGCAGAUGAUUCCAGACACUGAUCUCCAUCCAGAGCUACAGAUGCUUCACAUCUACAGAGAAAGUCUAAAGGGGUGAAGCCAAACCAUGUGCCUGAUGAAUGUUUUCGAGCCGAGAAGUGAAUUACCCUGAGGGGCUGCAAAAAAACACCAUCACCCACCCACUGAGAGUGUACUUUGACUAUGCAACAGUCAACAUUGCAUAUUGUAAUAAUGUCUUAAUGUUUUGACAUGGGGAGGGGGGUUUCUUAUUGAAAUGUAUAUAGUAGAGAUAAUGAACAAGUAAAAACAGCUGUGAAUGGUGACUGUUAUUUUGUUUAAUUCAUCCAUAACUUUUGCUUACGAAGAACUGGAUUUCCUGUUCUCUCUGGCACAAUAAGAGUGCACUAUGGUACGAGCAGAGUAUAAACAGAACAAUUACAGUACGCAAGAGUAAAAGAACAAUAGGCAUUAUAUUGUUUCACAUUGUGGUGAGGGGGGUUCAAAAGAGAUGUCACGGGGCUGGAGGACAAACAAUGCUGAAAGGACUGCAAAUCAUGACUGGAAAACAAAUCUUCAACAUCGUCUUCCCCGGCAGCAUCCUCACUGGUUGUGAGGAUUACUCAGAUAACAUCAAACCAUUGUACACUCUCAUAAUCAUAUU